AUGAGUGACGAUUUAGGGUUUGAUCCCAGCUUGAAGAAGAAGAAGAAGUCCAAGAAGGUCGAGGAUGGGUCCUCAGAAUCGACUCCUGUUCCGGAACUUGAUGACAUGUUAUCGGGCUUAAAGAAGAAGAAGAAGUCCAAGAAGAUUGAUGGUGAUGAAGAAACCAAUUCACCAGUACCAGAUGAUUUGACUGCAUCUCUAGGUGAUCUUACUUUGAAGAAGAAGAAGAAGAAGUCACUUAAAAAUGUGGAUGCUACUGAUUUCGAACAACAAUUGGAAGAAGCUGGUGUAGAAGACGUUAGUGGAUCCAACAAUAACGCUACCAUUGAUGGCGAAUCUUCAAAUGGUGAUGAAGAAGGUAUUAUACCCUAUGAUGAUUUAUUAUCACGUUUCUUUGAUAUUUUGAAGAAGAACAAUCCAGAAUUAGCAGGAGAUAGAUCAGGUCCAAAGUUCCGUAUUCCUCCACCGGUAUGUCAAAGAGAAGGUUCCAAAAAGACUUUAUUUGCCAAUGUUCAAGAAAUUGCUCAAGUAUUACAAAGAAACCCAGAACAUUUGAUACAGUUUUUGUUUGCUGAAUUGGGUACUUCUGGUUCUAUUGAUGGGGAAAAGAGAUUGGUUUUGAAGGGUAAAUUCCAACCUAAACAAAUGGAAUCAGUCUUGAGAAGAUAUAUCAUUGAAUAUGUCACUUGUAAGACUUGUAAAUCCAUGAAUACCGAGUUGAAGAGAGAAUCAGGUAAUAGAUUGCAUUUCUUGAGUUGUAAGGUUUGUGGUUCUACUAGAUCUGUUUCUUCUAUCAAGACUGGUUUCCAAGCCCAAGUUGGAAGAAGAAAGAGGGUUUAA
Lizanozyma spartinae is the source of this 840-nucleotide messenger RNA. RefSeq names its product translation initiation factor eIF2 subunit beta (gene SUI3). Gene Ontology annotation, biological process: formation of cytoplasmic translation initiation complex; translational initiation; formation of translation preinitiation complex. The record is from RefSeq and is a predicted model, not a curated record. Gene Ontology annotation, cellular component: eukaryotic translation initiation factor 2 complex. Bases 1 to 840 code for a protein of 279 amino acids. NCBI's taxonomy places the organism in Eukaryota, Fungi, Ascomycota, Pichiomycetes, Serinales, Debaryomycetaceae. The transcript has a single exon. Gene Ontology annotation, molecular function: mRNA binding; translation initiation factor activity; translation initiation factor binding.